Daphnia magna is the source of this 1731-nucleotide messenger RNA. RefSeq lists its product as uncharacterized. Lineage: Eukaryota; Metazoa; Arthropoda; Branchiopoda; Diplostraca; Daphniidae. The transcript has a single exon. Bases 22 to 1731 code for a protein of 569 amino acids. Gene Ontology annotation, molecular function: zinc ion binding; nucleic acid binding. The record is from RefSeq and is a predicted model, not a curated record.
UGUUGUUUAACCGAUAGCAAAAUGGAAGAAGAUGAAAACAACAUGGCAAAUGACAAGCAUGUACUAUUUGCUCAACGCACUGUAGCAAAGCGACUACACACCAAACUUAUUACUCGAAUCGGAAACCUCUUAAAGGAUAAGCCAAGUGCAAACGAUCUAAGAAGCUAUUUCGCCGACCUUGAAGAAGCUUUAAGAAGAAUAAUAGCUCUCCAUACGCGUUACACCAGCAGGCCAAAUUUAACUGAGGAAGAAGCAGUGGCUACCACCGCCUGGCUUAAUGACGUCCAAGAAUCCAACGAAAGCUGUCUGCACAGAAUGAAAGCAUACCUUUCGGCUAUAGAUCACAAAUCAUCAAGGAAAGGAAAGAGACAGUGUACUCAGUGGAAUGUGAGUCAGCAUAAGAGUCAUGUUGAAAAUGAUGUAUCGGAAUCUAGCAAACACUCUCAAUUGCCACUAGUUGACACGAACAUAGAUCUUGAAAUGCAGCUGCAGCAAGCUAGGUCCAAACACGAGCACACACUCGCCGAAGUGAAAAGAAGAGGAGAGGAAAAUUUAAGCAAAAUCCAAGCAGCAAUCAAUGAAAGAAACGGUUCCAUACAAAGAAAUCGCCAAUCAAUUGCUCAACCAUUCACUUCUACACCCAUUGCAUCAGCAUGUGCUAGUCUACUUGAUCGACAGCCACAACGGUACUUACAAUUUAACACAACAUCUCAUAGAGAGGGACAAUCACCGGCAAUACAAUACUCAUAUCCCCCACCUGGUCCAUCCAGCUAUCCACCGCCAGCACACUGGCCCAAAAUACCGAUUUCAAAAUUCAAUGGCGACUGUCGCCGCUGGCCAGCUUUCGCCCAAGUAAUGAGAGCAACAAUAGAAGAAACUGCACUACCAGAUCUCUACAAGGUGCUAGCUUUGCGCGAAAAUCUGACUGAAGACAUUCAGAAGAGAAUGGCACACCUCUUCAACGGUUCAUACAACUACUCACAAGCCUGGAAUGAGUUAAAAAACAAAUAUGGUGUGUCAGCAUUAAUUAUUCAAGCUCACAUCCAUCAUUUGCAGAUGGUCCAACCUUUCAGAAACGGUGACUUUAAGUCGCUUGCUGAACUCGCCUCUCUCGUCCGAGAUGCAGUAUCAAGUGUAGCCGGAGAUCCAAGCAUGAUAGAAUUCACGCACUCAAUAGUAGUCAACCAACUUGCAACAAAACUUCCCUUUAAUUUGCAGCAAGACUGGGGACGAUACGCAUACAAUCUUCGUCCUAAAAUCUCCUCUUUAGCCGAUUUCGACUGUUGGCUUGACGCUAUCGUAGGAGCGGAAGAGUUACGCGGAGCUAAAAUCAGCAGCUACAUACCACCUAAGCAAAAUCCAUCCAUGCGCUCUGCAGUGGUCUUCCCACCCACGAUUCUGAACGCCUCUAUUCACGAAACAUCAGAAAGACCUGGCAGAGCAAACAACGAGUGGCCUGCGUGCCUGGCUUGCAACGAUAGUCCCGGCCACCGUCUUGAAGCAUGCGUGAUAUUUCGCAAAAUGUUACCAUCCCAGAGAGCUGCCUUUUGUGGACAGAAUAAUCACUGCUUUAAAUGCUUACGUCCUGGACACUACGGGCGCUCCUGCGGGAACACUGACAUCACGUGUAAUGCCUGUCCCGGCAAGCACCACACUCUCAUUCACGGAGCAGACCGUGUUUUCCUGGCAGGCCUCAGCCGAAAGAUAAGGAGACUGUUCAAAUAUUUCUAG